This is a messenger RNA of Phyllotreta striolata, 2027 nucleotides long. The record is from the annotation of a GenBank genome assembly. NCBI's taxonomy places the organism in Eukaryota, Metazoa, Arthropoda, Insecta, Coleoptera, Chrysomelidae.
AGUGACAGUAAUAAGCAAGUGACAUAUCUUUUAAUCUAUUUUCUCAACUUUGCCUACCCCUUAUUUUUAAUUAUUAAUUACAAUAAUUAAAUCAAAUUAUCCAUAUACUUUGUACAGUAAAGUAUUGAAUUAAAUCUCACAGUUUCAAUGGCGUGUAGUGGUCAAACGAGUUCCAGCAUCUAUUAAAACGUUUAAAGAUGCUGUUGAAUGAAACCGAGCCCUCUCAGUAUUUUGAAAUACCCCCGAAUUGGAUUUACAGAGGGGAAGGCAAUUGCAAUGUAGUAUUAUCUCUGCCGCAAUUGGGGAAGAUUCUCAGAAUACGGAAAACCGGCCGACCCAAAUCCUUUAUAGGCUGGCUGGUGAAAUGGUUAAGUGAUAUUUUAGACUGGCUUUACGGUAAAGGCAUUACAGAGGAAUUGAGAGAUCUCCAAUUUUACUCCACGGUAAUGAGACCUUUAGUGGGCAGAAAGUACACAUCGGAGGCUUGCCAAGUCAUUUUGAAUAAAACGGAAGUUAACACGUUAGAAAACCAAUUGCAUAAAUACAGAUCAGAUUUUCGGAAGCACAAGAUUUUACAAUACGGCAGAGCGUCUUUGUUCGAUGACUUCGCAUUUAUACCGGAAAAUGACUACAAUUAUCUACCAUUUAUCCUCUCCGAUGACACGUUUGCCAUUGAACUAAAACCGAAGCAAGGUUGGAGGCCGUUGAGCGAAAAACACUUUCCCGUUUGCAUAUACUGCAUGCACCAAUACUUAAAGCUGGAGAAGAAGAAGAUCAAAGUCCUCAGCAAGUACUGCCCCGAAGAUCUGUUUUCCGGGAACGAAGGGAGAAUGUUGCGUGCCAUAAAAUCCUUAAUAGAAGUGCCUCAAAAUAAUCUGCGUAUAUUCAAAAACGGUAAUUUGAUAUACGGGGACCAUUUGAAAACGAAUUUCUCGAAUAUUGUUGAGAAUAUUUUCGAUAACGGAGAGAAUUUAGAACAAUUAAUAGAAGAAUUUUGCCACUUGAUCAGGAAAUCAUUAACGACGAAUUUCAUGAAUGUGGAUUCCACCGAGCAUUGCGAGGAAAAAACUUUCUGCGAAUGGAAUAAAAUCAUCCAGGAAUCGAGCGCUAGUAAUGCUCUACCGAAAAACAGCGUAUUGGAGAAAAUACUUUCGAUUCAAAUGCUCGAUACCGAAGGCAGCGAUUACUACUGUAAAUUACUGCAGAAAGCGCAAUUAGAAGACUGGAAUUACGUGGAUAUGUUGCUGGAUAAAGUGACCAACGAGCACAUUUGCAUGAAGUGCACCAUCAUGAAUUUGGGAAAUAACAGUAGAUCUGAGCAAGAAAUCGACCUUGCGUUUAUUCCAUAUUUAAUAUCAGCUAUCGCGAAAGAUUGCUCGUUGAUGAUUACUUUGAAAAGAAUACAAGAAGAUAUCAGUGAUAAUCUCGAAAUCAAGAACAUCAUAUCUACUAAUUAUGGACAUUUCCUAGUAAACAUAGGGGUUUUUGAUUUGUAUCCCAAACGUUUAACGUCCAUCAGGAAACACUGUCAGAGGAAUAAAGAAGUUUACAAGGCUUACUUAAAGGCUACGUCUAGAUUGAGUUCGAUCGAAAAUUUGAAAUGAUUGCUCUUAAGUUUUAUUUACAAUGGGUAUUUAGGAUAUUUGUUUACGGUAUUUUUAAAUGAGUAUUAGUAUUAUUAUACAUCAGUUACGGUGCUUUUAAUGGGGUAACUGAGGCUGGAACAUUUCAGCUUAUAUACAUAUUAUAUUGAAUAAUUAGUUUUUACAUGAAUAUGAGGACUUGGAAUUUUUACACUGUGAUAAGAGAUGUUUUGAUUAGUCAUGAUUUACAAGUAUAUACGUUCUUUUUUGUUAGGAUAUUUCGAGUAAUAUGUUUAAUGGAUUAUUAUAUGCUCCUUUCGCCAAAUAUUGAAAAUAUAUUAAUCAAUUCUAUACCAAAAUUUGUUACUUUUAUAUGUUUUUAAUCAUAAAUAGAUAAUUAUACAUAUACUUAUGGAUUUUAUAAAUAAAUAUGUUUACCUGCUC